Messenger RNA from Paramecium tetraurelia, 906 nucleotides. RefSeq lists its product as uncharacterized. NCBI's taxonomy places the organism in Eukaryota, Ciliophora, Oligohymenophorea, Peniculida, Parameciidae. The record is from RefSeq and is a predicted model, not a curated record. The transcript has 3 exons.
AUGGAACAAUAUUUACAAUGUUAACAGAUCAAAAUUGAAAACAAUUCGUUAUAAGAUGCAUCCUCUCAAUUAGACAUGAUCAAUUCUGACUUCGAAUAAAUUUGUGAUAGAGUCCAAAUACUUAAAUUAUAGGAUUAGGAGGUUUAAAAGGAAUUAGUACAGCUAUAAAGAAAGCGUUAUAAAUUAGAAUCAAAUCGCUAAUACAAACAAUACAAGUCAUAAAUGAUAUAUAAUUGUUCGCAGACUCUUAAUGAAUUAAAUGAUCGUUUUAAUAAUGGCUAAAUAGAUUUAAGCAAGCCUUUGGAAAUUUCUGAGUCAUCUUCAUAAGAACAAGUGUCUUCAAAAAUUGAAGAAUCUCAAUAAUUUCCAACUUAAAUGGAUCUUGUUGAAGUGAUGAAUUUACAAUAUAUGAAAAAAUGGAAGGCUUUUGUAUUGAAUUAAAGAAUAAUUUGGACUCUGCAAGAUGAAAUGCGUAAAAGAGAAAAAGCAAAACUCAAAAAGAUGGGGAAUAAACUAAAUAAAGAUAUCAGAAAUAUUGAACAGGAAUUUUAACAAUAAAAUAACAUAAAGAAGAAAAAUGAAUUUAGAUUAGAAUUUUUAGAAAAAUAGGGAUAGAUCUUAAAGUAAUAAUAAUCCCAAAUAAUUGCUAAUGAAUAAAAAGGAAUUUAAUGGAAAUAAAUAUUACAGUAGAGAAAGAAGGUGUUAGAUAGUAUGAAUUUCUAUACUUCUGAUCAAUCCCCAAUUAAAAAAUCACUAGAGGAAUUAGAUAAUUUGUACGUCCAAUAUAUUAAUAUUGAUAGUGAAACUGACAAUUUGCAACAAAAUGUUUAGGCUGAAGGGUAAACUAAAUAUAAACUUUAUUCGCCUAGUUAAUAUUCUUUUAUAUCACAGAAGUAAAACUUUUGA